Messenger RNA from Biomphalaria glabrata, 812 nucleotides. RefSeq names its product stAR-related lipid transfer protein 6-like. The transcript is spliced from 6 exons. NCBI's taxonomy places the organism in Eukaryota, Metazoa, Mollusca, Gastropoda, Planorbidae. Gene Ontology annotation, molecular function: lipid binding. The record is from RefSeq and is a predicted model, not a curated record. Bases 122 to 763 code for a protein of 213 amino acids.
UUAGUACCCACUCAGAAACUGUUGCGAUAGAAACUUUCCUGGUCGACUCAAGGAGUUGGAAACGGAUCAGUCCGGCCCAGCAGAUCUAUCCCACCCGCUUACACGAAAUAUUGUAUGCACUAUGUCUUACGAACAAGACUUCACAAAGUUGAAAGAACGAGCGAUAACUCUGACAGACGACAAGAACGAAUGGAGCGUAUCGUCAAAGUCUAAAAAUGAUGUGCUGAUUGAAAGUAGGCCAUCUGAUUUAUAUUCGGCCACUAUAUACCGCGUGACCGCCAAGGUCAAGGCCUCAGUCCAGGUGGUCAAGGAAACGAUAGCUGUUUUCCCCGGCAGCAAGCGUUUGGAGUGGGACUCGAACCUGAAGGAAAUCUCUGAGAUGAAGAGAAUUACAGAGAAACAAUGGAUCCAGGUGUCAAGGUCUAAUGGCAUAGAUAAAGGACUUAUCUCCCCACGUGCAUUUGUUGACUUGACUGAACUUGAGCAGACAGAGGACUAUUGUCUUCUGACAGGUGGCAGCAUCGAAUACCCGGAGAUGAAAUCGAAUGACAAGUAUGUACGAGGAUGGAACGGUAUCGUUGCUCUCAGAAUCGAAAAAGACUCGGAAGAGCCAGAGUUUGUCCACUUGGUCUAUGUAUCAGAGAUAGAUUUCAAGGGCAAGAUUCCUAGGUCACUUGUGGACGCUACUAUGGCCAGUGUUCUGGCCGGAACAGUCACGAAUUGGUUCAAGUAUAUGGAACAGUGUGGUUACUUGAAGUCGUAAAACAGACAUCAGCCCGCUCACUUCUGCCAUCUUUUAUAAUUAUGCUGUU